AUGGACGCCCUCGUCGCCCAAUACUCCCGGCCGUCGAGCUUUCAGGACGACUAUGAGACUGAACAGCAGGAUGUUCUAGAGAGAGCCCCUCCGCUGUCCCUCAGAUUCUCUCUCCCACCUAUUGACAGACCCUCCGCCUUCCUACGAGCAGCAACAGACGACCACUCCAACCCCGACUGCCCAAUCAAACUCGCCCACGGCACAACAACGCUCGCUUUCAGAUUCCAGGGAGGCAUAAUCGUAGCUACAGAUUCGAGAGCCACAGCUGGAAACUGGAUAGCCAGUCAGACGGUCAAGAAGGUUAUCGAGAUCAACAGCUGUUUACUGGGGACCAUGGCCGGUGGUGCUGCCGACUGCCAAUACUGGCUCGCAUACCUAGGCAUGCAGUGCCGUCUCCACGAGCUCCGACACAAACGCCGCAUCUCCGUUGCCGCAGCCUCCAAGAUCCUCUCCAACCUAGUCUACAACUACAAGGGAAUGGGUCUCAGCAUGGGAACCAUGUGCGCCGGUGUUACGCCUGAAGAAGGCCCAGCGUUAUACUACAUCGACUCCGACGGUACUCGAUUGGCAGGAAACUUGUUUUGUGUUGGAUCUGGUCAGACCUUCGCAUACGGCGUGCUGGAUGCGGAGUACCGAUAUGACUUGACGGAGGAGGAGGCCCUUGCGCUAGGAUCCAGAAGUAUUCUUGCUGCCACCCACAGGGAUGCGUACUCUGGUGGUUUCAUCAACCUAUACCACGUCAAGGAGGAUGGAUGGGUGAAGCAUGGAUUCAGCGACACGAACCCCAUCUUCUGGAGAACGAAGCUAGAGCAGGGCGAGUUUUCGAAUGUUUCCGAGAGUAUCGUUAACUAG
Messenger RNA from Arthroderma uncinatum, 852 nucleotides. RefSeq names its product proteasome component PRE2. NCBI's taxonomy places the organism in Eukaryota, Fungi, Ascomycota, Eurotiomycetes, Onygenales, Arthrodermataceae. Gene Ontology annotation, cellular component: proteasome core complex. Gene Ontology annotation, molecular function: threonine-type endopeptidase activity. The record is from RefSeq and is a predicted model, not a curated record. The transcript has 3 exons. Bases 1 to 852 code for a protein of 283 amino acids.